AAACAGCUGAGGCAGGCCAGUGUAGGUGUGUGGUGAGGAGGAGGUAGUGCGCGGGUCUUCCCUCCUGGCGCCGCAUCACUGGUCCUUUGUGUUCGGGAUGCAUUAUUAAGGAAUACCUGACCACCGGGAGGACACACGUGGCCCCACACACCUGCACGCCCCGCACAGUCUUGGUCAACGUGAAGAGGGAAGGACACAGCUUUCGCACGCAGGUUUCUCUCGGUUACAAUGGUGGCAGCGCCCGGCCCAGCUGUAACCCGCGACGCACCCUUAACGUAACCCCGACGCAGACAUGACGUAGCGGCGACGUGUGGCCAUGACGCACUGACGAGGGGAUGGUGGUGACGGAGCGGCGGCGGCGGUGGUGGUGGUGAUGGUGACGCUGGUGGUGGUGAAGAUGGUGGUGGCGGCUCCCUCGCUCCUAUAGUGAAGGGUGCAGCAUGUCGUGGCUGGGCGGGGAUGACCCAGGGGGCGGCGGGUUCGGCUAUGACUACCCGUGGUGGGCGGCGGAGGACCGGUCCGGCCCCCGCUCCAACCUGACGUGGGAAGAGAAGUGCCGAACCUUGGAUUACGAAUACCACGUGGUCACCGCCGUCAUCUCCGGCAUGUUCCUCGUCUUCGGCGUCGUCUACAGCCUCUUCGGCUAUCGAUGUUUCAAGGCCGUGAUGUUCCUGACGGGGUUCAUCUUCGCCUCGGUGGUGGUGUACCUCAUCUGCCUGAGUGAGGACCUGCUGCCGCUCCUGGGCAACGCAGGCGUGGCUCUGGGCGCGGGGGUCAUGUUCGGCCUCAUCACGAUGCUGGUGCAGUAUGUCGGCUUGUUCAUGACCGGCCUGCACACGGGGCUCUUCCUGGGCGUGGCCGGCAUCGCCAUAGCCUACAAGUGGUGGGUGCCGAGCAGCGUGUGGCCGGUGGUGGGCAUCCUGCUGGCGUCGGGGCUGCUGCUGGCCAUCAUGACGCUGUACUUCCAGAAGGGGCUCACCAUCCUGGGCACGGCCAUCAGCGGAGGAGCCAUCAUGUCGGCAACACUCGAUUAUUUCAUAGAGAAGUUCCUGAUGGUGAAUUGGUUUGGCGACCGGCUCAAGGUGGUGGAGAGUGAGCGGCCGUGUUGGUUCUCGUGGAUGAUCCUGGGGGUGUGGCCGUUCAUGGUGGUCAUCGGGAGUCUGACCCAGUGGCGCAUCACAGGCCGGGGCAUCUACCACCAGCAGUUGGUGCCCUCGAAAAAGACCAGAAGUGUGAACCUGCAGCGCUUGAGAAGUCGCGAGGCCCGUGCUGAGCUGCGACAGAAGAAAUAUCGGUAUUUGUAUCAAGUCCGUACCGCCCACGGGGACAUCAUCAGCCAGGAAUACAUCCAGAGCCUGCAGAGGAAGGCGUACCCGACUGGUGACAACGGCACACUGCAGAGUGACUCCACGCACACCACCAUGCUGCCCCCAGACCACACGCAGCUGGCGCCACUCACUGAGAGUGAGGACGAGGCCGGCAGCUCCCAGCCCCCGCCCUCCCCCCCUGAGGCUCCGAGACUCACACGCGUCACCAUGCACUAGGGUGGCGGCGAGGUGCUCCUGGCAGCGAUGGUGGCAACUGACCAUGUGUGUGUGUGUGUGUGUGUGUGUGUCCGGGGGAAGGAAAGACCAAGUGGCUUUAGACGCUUCCAGAAACUGUGUGGAUUUUGCCGCACCAGAAAUGGCUGCCGUGGUCUUGCCACCAGGACGCUGUUGUGAAAGGUGGACACCUAGUUCUGUGAGCCAAGUUUGUGUUUGUUUAGAAAAGAGAAAAGAAUCUUUGCUGUCCUGUGGAAGGUGUUUAGCCAGAGCAUUAGUUAGAGGAUAAAUAAAACACUUCUUGGAGUGCUCCUGAAAACCUGAGAUGACAGCCAGUGCUUAUGCUGACAGCCUAGGACAACUCCGUGAGGGGACCUGAGUGAUAGCGGCAUGGUGAGCAUUAGCAGCAUAGUGACAGCCAUGCCUCAACACUGCAGCAUACAUGUACUGCACAGUGAUGAAGUUAGAUAUAUAUAAUAUUGAACUAUUAUUGUGAUAUCAUAUAGCAAGUGUGUGUGUGUGUGUGCAUGUGUGUAUGUGUGUGUGUGUGUGUGUGUGUGCGUGUGUGUACAAGUGUGACUUGUGAGUAUGUGUGCAUAUACAGUACAUCCCUGACUGUAGUUCUGUGUGUUUUCCCUCUUGUUGCCAGACUCAAAGUGUAGCUAAAGUCUUUCAACACCUGUAAGCUGUCUGUUAAGUAGCCCAGCAACCUGUAACUGUCAGUGUGCUGUCUUAAUUUAGUUCCACUGCCACUGACUCCUGGCAUCUGGGAGGCUAAUCAAACGUGCUCUCCUCAGCGACCAUUCAGUGGUGGUCUGUGAUGGUCCAGACUGUGGAGGUGAAGGGGCUGUGUCAGCUGGGUACCCUGAGGGAAGCACAUGAGCUUUGUGGCCUGUUGCUCCCUGUCCUGUGAAGGCGAUGUGCUGAGAGCCUUGCUGUGGCUCUCUGCACCAUCAUGUUAGGUUCCCGCUAGUCGUGGUGACAACUUGCCCUGUGAGUGCUGUCCUCAGGGUUAUGUAGGGUGCCUCCUGGAAGGUGUUUUGGUGACUUAUACAAACAAAGGAGCACAAACACUCAGAAGCAGAACUACACAGAAGGAUGCAGUUGUUUAUAAUGUGAUAAGUAGCUUAUGGUGUUGGCUCUUCCAUUACUUGGAAGUCUUGGAAUGAAGCAUUCCACACUCCAUCAGAGAAAGAAGGUAACAGUUGAUAUCUACUGGGAUGACCAAAGUCACCACCAGCCAACUUGUCCCUAAGUCCUGCCCUCUUCCUCCCUCCCUCCCUCCUUCACGCUCCAGGACAGGGUUCUCCUUAACUACUUGUGGGAUUGUGUUCAUGGUUUGGCUCAACUUGUUCACUCAGCCAGUCAUUAAGUGAGGGACAAGGUGGCUGGUGGGUUGUGUGAGCAAGCCAUGUCCCUGAAUGUGUCAUCCACUGCUCACUGCACAGCUGCUCAAAGGGGAGAGCACACGCUGGCUGCUCAACACACAGACAGUGGCAGCAGCAGCACCCUUGCACAAACCUACUGGGCUGAUUUACCUGAAACAUUUGUUGGUCAAGGAACUUCUCCAUCUCUCUUUGCUUCUGGCAUUCUUGAUGGCUUCAGCCUGCCUAAAUAAUAUCAUGAAUCAUGUAUUUUUUGUUGGUAAAUGUUACUUAACUGAAUUAUCUUCCUUUGCUUUUGCCCUUACUGAGUUGCCCAUAGACUUAAUUCUCCCUUAUCCAAGCCUGGGGGCAAAGCAGUCUUUGGUUUCUUUCUUCUUAUGUCAUUAUUUCUGCAGCAUCUGUAAACACUUUCAGACGUAAGUCUCCCUUAGCCAGGCCUGGGGGCAAGGCAGUCUUUGGUUUCUUUCUUCUUAUGUCAUUAUUUCUGCAGCAUCUGUAAACACUUUCAGACGUAAGUCUCCCUUAGCCAGGCCUGGGGGCAAGGCAGUCUUUGGUUUCUUUAUUCUCACAUCACUAUUUCUGCAGCAUCUGUAAACACUCCCAGCAAACCAAAAGACACCAGACUUCUGUUAGCAACUUGCAUGUUUUCCUGGCAGCCCUUGGGAAGAGUGUGGUUUUGGCUCACUGUCUGGCUGGUGUAUGACUCUCAUAGUCGCUGACAAGACCCAAGAGUAAUGGUUUGCUGGGCUAUUUCAGAUGAGCUUUCGUGAUUUUUCUUCUUGCAUACUGCCUAUAGUCAUACAGUGUGAAAUGUUUGUCCAUACCACCCUUUUUAUUUCAUGGAAUAUUGGUUGAUUUCUUGAGCUCAUCACUAAGGUUCAAGUAUUGGUACAGGAGUGUGGCACCAUGGCAGCUGUGUGAGGCAGCCUGGUGCCCCUUGUGGUGGCCAGGGCCCCGGGCACAGCCUGUGGGCCACUCUGUGAUACUGAGCUGAGGCAGAUGCAGCACUCACAUGGCCACACAGCUCAGCCUUUGGGUUGUAUUAUAAGACAUUUCACCACCCAAGAACACAUAUUUGACAAGGCUUUUGUAGGAGUUGUGGGCAUUUCCAGGAGUAGUUUUAUGACCCUGGUGGUAGUUUGACCCUUUCUCUGUACCAUGAACCUCAAGAAACACUCAUUAGAACCCAACUGCCCUACUCUUUGGCCUUUAGAAACAGCUGAUGUGAGAAGUGAAAGUGUCUUAUAAUACUGACCUUUGUUACACACUGGAGGCAGGCCACUCUCAGUGUUGCUUCCCCAAGGCACCCGUCUGGGGCAUGAGGACAAUUUUUAAAAGUUAGUAAGUUGUUUAUUCUUUUUUUUUUACCAAAAGGAAAUUGUAUUUGAUUGUAUGAAAUUCCGUGUAUCUUGGCUGUCACCGCCCUUCUGAGAGGAGUGUGGUCACGGCCCGGAGAACUUGUUCUUCCAAUCUUUAACAUGGACUCAUGUGAUAAACCCUCCUGAGUCAGGUCUGCAAGGAUUGAAUAUUCUGAAUGUUUUCUCUCAGCUCAGGCUUUAGGCAUCAAGUGUGCUGCUGCUCCAAUCUUUCUUUCCUGUUGAGGAGAGCAUUGUGACAGCAUGGCCCUGGACGGCCCAGUGCAGCAAUGUGGCCGGCAAUGCAAUGCCACAGCCAUCAGUCAGUGUCUUUGUCUUCUUGUUUACCUUCGCUGAGCAACUUUCACCAAAGACCUUCACUCCUGCAGUGCUGAGACACCUUCUGAACACGCAGCCCACAUGGACAUGUUAAACAUUUAUUAUGACAUUUGUUAAAAGUUAAGUUUUCCUUUUAACUUCUAUAUGAAAGUUAAAACUUGCAAUUGAGGAUGGAUGUUCAUGUAUGUAUUAUGACCCCAACAAGGAAUAUACCUUUUGCUAGUCUGUUGAACUCCUUUUUUUAACUAUGGUUUAGGUUGUCAUACUUUGUUAAGUUAGGUUAGGCAGGAUCAACAUGGAUUCUUUGGGGAAUUCAGUUUUUGUUUAGGUCAAAGUAGCCACGUAGCCGUGAUGGUGUGCACGUGUUGCAGACGUUAAGUUACCUUUACAUUACCUCACCACUGCCAUGAGCUGGAAAAGCAUGCACAAGUUGUACAUUACUACUUAACUAUCUCUCCUAUAUCCAUGGUUGCUGCACCAAGACCAAAGACCAUAAUAAUCAGUACCAAAAUGUAUUACCAGCUUUCAUAGUUGACUCCAGUCAUGGAUUAAGAAUCCAGGGGGCUCACUCCUCUAAUGAGGGUUGCCUGCUGUGGGCCUAAGCUGCAGCCUGAGCUGCAGCAGGCGGUGCCAGGCACACUGAGGGGUGCUCCUCCUCCUACCUCCCUCCCUCUCUCCAUGUCUCCACCUUCUCUUCUCUUUAGAUUCGUCUGUCUGAAUACUUGGUACCAUAAUCAUCCCAGUCACUUAAGGCUCAAUAUGUCAAACUCAAAAUAUUAAAGAAAUACUUAUUUUAUACAAGAUGAAAGGGACAUUCUUAAGAGCAGUGACUCUGUACAAUAUGCUGUCCCGCAUGCAGGUGGGGCCACUUCAAAAGAUUAUUGUUUUCCUGCUUGAAAUGUGAGUUGCUUGGAGCAAGGCAGCCUUCAGACACUUCUUUGAGCUCUACAAACUGUGUUCUUAUUGAAGGGUUUGCAUUUCCCAUAUUUGCUUUCCUAUAGUUCACUUUGCCAGCUCUUUGGUGACUGUGAUGUAGAAAACCUCCAGCACUUUUGGGUUGAGUUUUCUAGUUCACAGUUUCUGUAAUAAAUGCCAUAGUAGGAAAAAAAGACAGAAUCCAGGACUUGCUGCCAGUAGUAGACCAGUUUUCCUGUUGCUUCUCCAAUGUCAGCUCAGCAGACAGCUGUGAGGUCUGGCAGAGUUGUCAGGGACAGUAUUGCAACUCCAGUAAACUGCACAAUAAGAUUAAGGUGACCCCAUCCACUCCUUGGUAGCCAUCCAUGGACGUGAAGGAAAGUCUCAUAUCAGUGUAUCAUCAGACAAGUACUGAUACAUAGGCCUAGAUAGCUUGUUUGUGGUUUAGUGCCAAUUUUGUUGCUUCUUGGACCCCUGCAGAGGGUGUUGUCUCUGGCGGCCUAGGCUUGAGUAACUUGUGCCUCUGCCUGACCUCACAGGGUGGCUGGGCCCAAGCCUCCUCUGUACAUACUUGGUGCCACUCACUGUCUCCAAUGCUCCAAGGGUGAGUGAGAAGUUUGUAUAAGGAACACAGUUUUGUAUAACCCGACAAAUUGGUGUGUGUGUACAUUAUGUAAUCAUUUCUUACAGGAUGUUUCAAUGCAUCUCUUCAGAAGCAAGUUAUUUGUACUGUAUGGUAUCAUGUUCUCUUUAAAUAAUAACAAUGUUUCAAAUUUA
Messenger RNA from Eriocheir sinensis (Chinese mitten crab), 6312 nucleotides. RefSeq names its product transmembrane protein 198-like. Lineage: Eukaryota; Metazoa; Arthropoda; Malacostraca; Decapoda; Varunidae. Gene Ontology annotation, cellular component: plasma membrane. Bases 441 to 1544 code for a protein of 367 amino acids. The transcript has 9 exons. The record is from RefSeq and is a predicted model, not a curated record.